This is a messenger RNA of Diospyros lotus (date-plum), 9118 nucleotides long. Its product is annotated as homeobox-leucine zipper protein ROC2-like. Gene Ontology annotation, molecular function: lipid binding. The record is from RefSeq and is a predicted model, not a curated record. Lineage: Eukaryota; Viridiplantae; Streptophyta; Magnoliopsida; Ericales; Ebenaceae. The transcript is spliced from 11 exons. Bases 7316 to 8824 code for a protein of 502 amino acids.
UGCCCAAUCUGAUUUUCAAUAUUCUUAAUGGCUGCGUCCGUCUGGUCACUUCGUUCUUGAAGCUUUAAAAGUGCUUCCUCCCAUCCUUCUUUUUCCUCUUGUGGCCGCCCUUGUUUUGGUGGAUUUUGGAUGUUCUGAGUAUUACCAUAAGAAAAAUGAGGAUGAUUCUUCCAACCCAGAUUGUAUGUUUGUGAUAAUGGGUUACUCUGCUGCCUUUGAAAAUUUUGCUGAUGUUGAAAAUUCUGUGCAUAAGCAGCUUGCUCCGUGAAUGGUGGAUUUAUGAGCAGCGGACAUUCAGGCAAUAGAUGAGUUGCUCCACAAGUUGCACAUAUGGGAAGUGAUCCUUGCACCAUAUUAACAUUCGAAGUAUACUUUAAGGCUUCCAUCUGCUUUGAUAGUGCAUCAAUCUUGGCUAACAUCAAUGUGUUAAGAUCCACCUCAUGCACUCCUGCUACUCUUUUAUGUGAGUUUCUAUCUGGCCACAUCACCAAUUGCUCACUCAUUGUCUCGAAAAGGUCAUGAAGCUCCCCGGCUGAUUUGUUUCGGAUUGAUCCUCCUAUUGUAGAAUCAACUGCAGAGCGGCUGUGAGGAGUAAGUCCAGCAUAGAAAAUGUGAUUUUGAGCUGGUAGUGGAAAACCAUGACUAGGACACUUCCUCAAUAGCUCCUUGAACCUCUCCCAUGCUUCAUGAAAAUUUUCAGACUCAGCUUGCUGAAAAGUUGAAAUCUCAUGCUUAAGUUUGGUAAUCUUGGCCGGUGGGAAGUAUUUGAGUGUGAACUUCUGUACCAAAUCUGUCCAUGUAGUAAUACUACCCGGUGGUAAUGAGUCUAACCACUCUCGAGCCCUAUCCUUCAGAGUGUGAGGGAAAAGGCGCAUCUUGAGUGCCUCUUCAUUAAUUCCUUGAUACUUGAAAUUUCCACAAUAUUCUAGAAACCGAGACAAGUGAUAGUGUGGAUUUUCCUCGCUCAUUCCAUAAAAUGGUAUGUUGUUGGCAAAGAGAUUGAUCACAUCCGGCCUCAACUGAAAGUUCUCAUGCCCGUAGGAAGGAUAAAUUAUACUUGACUGAUUCUCAAUUAGAGGGGGCAUCAUGAAAUCUCCCAUCAGAAUGUCUCUUUCAUUAACUUCAACAGGCUGUGCCAUUGGAACAAGUUGGUUUACGUUGUCACCCAUGUUACUCAGUUGUUCUUCCCUCCUUGCUCUUUGUUCACGACGCCUUUGAUGGAACGUUCUUUCUAUCUCAGGAUCAAACUCACAAAUAUCCGAACGUUCUGAACGGCUCAUGCACUAUCUCAAUCCCUGCACACACACACAAAUUGAAAUAGCUUAGCCCAGAAAAUAAUGAAAACAAAAUAUAACAGUUAAAGCUAAUAUCAAUCAAAGAAAUAAUCAAAAGAGUUAGUCCCCGGCAACGGCGCCAAAAACUUGUCCGGCUAAUUCUAUCCCGCAAGUGGACGGAUCGUGACAAGUAAUACAGUGAUGAAUAGAGUGUCGUACCCACGAGGACUAACUUUUGACGUUUACUCUAAUUGAUCUAACCUUAACCUAACACACACAUUAACAAAGAAUUCAAUUGUAAUGAAAACUAAUUUAUGAAUAAAAGAUGCAAACAAAAUAAUUGCUUUGAUUUAAAACUCACAAGACUAAGGCACUAGGGUUUGUGAAUCCACCGUCGACCUCUAUGAUUCAAUUAUUCAUUACUCGGGUGUUGCUAUUCCUUAUCUUAGGUUGAAAAUCGAUAAUCCAAUUACAACCAAAAGCCUCUCUCGAUGGUCAUUUAGUUCUAUGUAUAUAUAUGAGAUUAACUAUCUCUAGUCAACCUUCGAACAUAUAAACAUGCAUUCAAUCACGGAGAUCAUCACACAAUGAUUUCAUAGGGCAUAACGGUAUCUCUACCUAUUAUCGGACCCUACGUUGUUUGCUACCAUAUCUAAUCCGUAUUGAAUCUCUCGAAAGCAAUACAAAUCACAAAUAAGUUUCAAUGGUGAUCAAGUAUCAAAACAACAUUAUAAACAUAACAAACAAUCAACCCGGAUAGGUAAGAAAAUAGCAAACCAAAUAACUUUAAAUCAAACCAUUAGAAGUCGAGGUUUCAUCAUUCACCCUAGCUAUAAACACUUAGCUAUGCAUGCUCUCAAUCAAAAGAAAAAGAAAAGAGUUGGAAUCCAUAGCAAAGAAUUGAAAAAGAUAAGAAAAAUACAACCUAAUAGUAAAGUCUUCAAUCUUCUGCCCACUUCUCUUCUCUCCCCCAAAAGAUUCCCAAAUCUUCCAAGAAUAAGUCUUUAUAUAGUCCUCUUUAGGUUAUCAAAGUCCUGCACCUUAAAGGAGUCUAUUUCUCUUUUAUUUGGAUUGAAAUGGGCUUAAAACGGCCUUUUCCCGAAGCUUUGAUCCCUACCGCGGUCCUACCGCGGUAUGCUUGUUGCUGCAGACCCGUGAACUUCAGAAACUAAUUCCUAAAGCGGUCCUACAGCGGUAUGCAUUCCGCUGUAGGACCGUGAGCUCCAGAAAGCAAUUCCUAAAGCGGUCCUACAGCGGUAUGCAUUCCGCUGUAGGACCGUGAGCUCCAGAAACUAAACCUUAUAGCGGUCCUACAGCGGUAUGCAUUCCGCUGUAAGACCGCUAGCCUUCUUCUUUAGCCUCUUGCUUUAUCAUUUUCAACUUCUUGCUCUCGAUACUCUUUUGAUUUCUUUUAAUUUGAUACCCGACCAUGCCUCCAAGCUUUAUUUCACUUCCAUAAUGCACCAAAAUCACUCUUUUUGCUCCAUGUCCGCUUUAACACAUGCUCCACAUCUACAUAACCAUAUAUAGAACCAAAUCAAGUAGAAAUCAUGCUCAUUGAAUGUAUAAAUGCUAAGUUUAUAGACCAAAAUAAGUGUAUAAAAGACACUUAUCAAAUACCCCCAAACUUAGACUCUUGAUCGUCCCGAGCAAGAUUAUCGACUCAAAUAUAUCACCCCUCAAGUAGAGAAUAGUUAAUAUUUCAAAAUCACUUACAAGUUGGAUAACCUUCAAGGUAGUCUCAGAUUUUUGUAUCAUUCAUAAUUCACACAGAGUUUUCUAGUAAUGCUACACAACUGUUUUGGACUUAUUCCAUGUUUUGACGUGUGUGUGUGCAAAUCCUGUCAGGUACAAUAUCAUGCAUAAGGUUGUUGGUAUCCCGACCCUUUGAUGGUCCUGUACACUUUCUCGCUCGUAAUAUGCACUCCACCCACAAACUUGGUCUUUUCAUUCAGUCCCUAGGUGCUCUCAAUCACUCUUUUCUUUCUUGUUCAAGUUUGGUUGGACUCAGCUAAAAAUGGCGUUGUCUUGGUUUGUGAAGACUCUCUUUUAUUUUGAAUGCUUCGACAUGCUAACAUCCACUAGACAGUCAAACCCACCAGUUUUCUCAAUCCCUAAGAGUUACAAACAUCGGCACCAUUAUUGAGAUUUUUUUUUUUUUUGGUUGAACGAGUGCAUUUUAUGCUCCAUCUCGUUUUUUUUUUUUUGAUAUCUUAUGUGAAACCUUCACUCCAUUAAGUUUUCUGAAUGACCCUUGUAACGAGCUUUCAGCCGAUGACUCCCAAGCUAGAUGACCACGGGGCACCAGGUUUUAAGAUACCUCUACGGGCAUAAUCACUCAAGUCAUUCAGGCUACGAAGAAAGGUAUAAGAUAUAUGCAGGCUCAAAUUUAAUUUGGUGCACGACAUAGUGACAUAGGGAUGAGAUCACUAGCCUAUGGUCAUUGCCUAGCUUCUCUUAGUAUGUCUAACACAUUCCACACAAAUUUUAACAUGCACGGAAUCAACACAUUCCUCAACAUUUGCCAUCAUAGCUCAACCUUCCCCAAACUUUUCUUUUCAUAAUGUUUGAUGAUUGAGUUGCUUAUAAAGUUGGUUUAAGGGCGAAAGUCUAAUUGGAAACCUAGCAGUGUAGUCAACCUAUGCAUUGAAUCUUCUGACACAUGUGCUUAAAUUAGUCUAACAUGGAUAAUGAAUCUCAAAACGAAAUGAGUAGCAUCACUAUCUUUACUCUUUGCAUCAAAAUGGUACCAAAUAAACUUCAUUAUUGAUGGCACGUCUACCCAAUAAAACAAGAUAAUUUUUUUUUUUUUUAAUAAAACCAUACAACUAGACCGUACGACAUAUGCAAGCUGCCCAUAGUGAACCUCCCCCCAAACUUAAACGUUUCAUUGUCCCAAUGGAACAAAGAGAAAGAAAAGGAAGGAGUGUACCCGGACUAUAGUGUCAAGGUUGUGAUGGUAGAUAGAUCAACACAUGCUCGUUUUGAGGUAUUGAAACUUUUGGCAAUGGAGUUGCCCUUGUAAGCAGCUGGUGUAGGAUGGCUCUUCAAUUGCAUUAUCACUUUUGAAAAUGUACCUACAAUGCACAAGUUUGAACAUGAGAAUGCAACAAUGAAUAAGAAUGACAUGAAGUAGACAGAGUCACAUGGAUGCCCAAACUCCCCCAAACUUGAACCUCACAAUCCCAAACUUAAGGUGCAAUGUGCAAGUUAACAUUGGCUGGGGUAUUUUAUCAAACACCAAGUGCAUGCUGUUAUGAUGACCUCAACAUUGUUUUUGUGCAAAAAUCCUAAAAAAAUGCAACAUGCCAAUAAAUGAAAAAGAUAGGAAAUUGGCGGGCGACACAAGAUUGAAGCAGAUGGAGCUUCAAAUUCAGCGAGUUAGCGCGGUAAUGGUGGAAGUCUAGGAAAGGGUGGCGACCAUCGAUGAGGCGGUGGAAUGACAGUUUGAACAAGCCACGAACCAAUUCGAAGAAGCCAUGGACCGAAAGUUGGAGCAAGCAAUGGAAAACAUGCAAGAUCAGGUUUCCUGUCAGAUUAGGGUGGUGCAAGACUAGAUGUUCGACCAAUUCUGAGAAAUGAAGGAUCAACUCCAGAGCUUUAUGUUCAUGUUCAUGGGCCAAAAUUUGGUGAAAUUAUCGGCCAAGUUUCCUCCCAGGGAGCACUUGGAACCAGUUUUGUCUGGGCCGAAAAUGGGUUCAAGAUCCGCAGAAAUGGCGGAAUUGGGUGCGGAAACAUUUGCAGAGCAAGAAAUCAGGAAUGGUCGGGUGCAUCGGAAUGGAAUAGGAGUGUUGAACAGAGUUGUGGAGAAAGUGGGCUUGGAGGCGGAGAUAUUGGGUGAAGAAGAAAUCGGCAACGGCCGAAUGGGACGGUGAACAACUGGGCCAUCGGUCUCUUGUCCUUCCCACUUUCCUAUGCCCAAAUUGGAUGUGCCCAUGUUCGAAGGGCAAAGCCCACAUUGGUGGGUUUGGAGUUGUGAAAAGUUAUUCACUCUAUCAAACACCGAAGGAGUAGAAGAUAACAUUGGUUGCGGCGUACUUGAACGAUGUUGCUGACUCUUGGUCCCAAGAUUGGUAUGACUCACAAGAGGACAACAGUUGGUCGUGGAUUGUGGAGGAUUUCUGUACAAGAUUUGGAGAUCAGAAUUUAGGGGACGUUGUGGAAGAAUUUAACAAGCUGAAGCAAGUCGGAACAAUGCAACAAUAUCAAGAAAGAUUCGAGGAACUCAAGUCAGUGAUGCGCACAUUGACUGCGGGAUCAAAUGAAGCCUACUUCGUUUUAAGUUUCAUAAGUGGAUUGAGUGACGAAUUAAGGCUGGCAAUCAAGAUGCAAUGACCAAAGUCCGUGAAGGAGGUGGCUGAAGGGGCUAGGCUACAGGAGAUGUGGGUGGAAGCCUUGAUGAAGAAGCAACAGCUUUCAGCUCGCGACAAUCAAAUAGCUUUCAGUUGUGAGGAUAGGGAAGCAGGGAACCUUGGCCAAAACAUGAAGGGCAAGGUUGUGCCAUUUACGACAGUGGGAAAUCCAUCAUUCAAAGGCCAAUCUGGGAUCUUCGAGCAGCGGAGACAGGCUGGCCAGUGUUACAAAUGUGGAGAUCUGGGCCAUCAGUGUAAGAAAGCAACAUCAGUGUAAGAAAGAGUUGCUAAUGUUGGAGGGAAAGGAAGAAAUGCUUAUGCUGAAUGACGUUUCGAUUAAGGAAGAAUGGCAGCAGAAGAAGCUGCGCAGCUGUUCUCUCUACAAACUAUUGAAGAAAAGAGGAGAUCCAACCGCAGGGCGGGCAAUGCUCGUAACAGUCAGCAGCCUGGGUUAAUCAAUGUGGCGAAGUGGAAGAAAAGGAAAAAAAUGGGCUGGCUUCUCACUUUCUUGAGGACAAGAAAGUUUUGAACCACGGGGUAUUGUCAGGACCCUAUGGUAUGGUAGUUAGAAGCAUAACAGGAAGCUGUUAGCAAUAGCGAACACAGUUAGAUUGGUUGUGACAAGAUAACAGUAAGAGAGCCAAGGGCAUUAGGCGGGUGAGAUGGUUGUAACUGUAAAUCAGUUGAGGAUGGGCCUAUAUAAGGGCUUCCCCCUUAAUAAAGAGGCAUGGACGAAUACUUUGAUGAAUUUACAGUGUAUUCCUCUCUCAAUUUCUCUCUACUCCUUCUCUCCCUCUCAAUUCUCUCUCUCUCGUUCUCUCUCUCCCUCUCAAACCCCAAUUCUAAUUCCCUCCCACACAAGGAGAAUUUCCCAUGUCAGGCCGAGACCCUGACAUUUUCUUAGUGGUUGGAUUGUUUUCUCCUUAUCAGUUUAUAAAAUCCUUGCUUAUAAAAAAGCAAAUACAGGGGGAUAUCCUCUCUCAUGGCAGAAAGCUUCAAGAAAUAGCAUUUGUUGCUAAUGGCCAUAAACCUGGCAAUGUAGUGUCCUUGUUUUGAGUAAUUACUGCUGAUGGCACCUGUAAGAACAUGCUGAUACUUCUGGAAACUUGGACUAGUCUUACAGGCUGCUUCGUCGUUCAUGCACCAUUGGACAUUGUUAUGAUGAUGACAGUGCUGCAUGGUGUGGACUUGAGCCUUGCUGAAAUUCUUCUGUCUGGAUUUGCUAUAGUUCCGGAUAGCAAGCUAUUCGGAAAACAGAUGAUUCGGGUACUAGUAAUUGAAAGUUGUAAUAGAGGAAAGGUCGCCGGUGGACGCAGUUGGAGAAGUCAUUUUAAUUGCAGGUAAUCGGGACUUCCAUCCCCAAGGCCUUGAAAAGCGCGUAGCCUGAUUGAGAUUCGAGUGCCCUCCAUUACCUAUUUUUUUUUCCCUUGGGGCUUGAGUUCUUGGCGAGCAGAGGCAGCAAAACCUAGAUCCCACCCAGGGCGCCCCAAACUUGUUGGGGCAUAACCGACUUUCUAAGUUGGAUGAUGGCUGUGGUUGUAAUCGUGGGUUACGAUAGCACCCCGAAGGUAAGACUGGGGGCGCUACACAACUGAACUAGGGGAGCCUAUUUAUAGAUCCAUAGUGCAACGAGGUGCUGGACCAGAGCUACUCAUAGUAGAACAGUCCGUUUGGCCAAGUACUGGUAAGAUGGAUCAGGCAAGACAGCAAUUGAUACGUGUGACUGCAGAUUCAGCGAUGGAAGAGCUGAUCGCAUUGGCUUGUAUUGGUGCACCGCUAUGGAUUGCUGACAGUUUUGGAAGUAACACCUAUGUCAUUAAUGAGGAGGAGUACCACAGAACCUUUCCGCAAGCAAUCUGGCCAGAGCUUAUUGGAUUCAAAUGUGAAUCCUCUCGUGAAACUGCUGUUGUUAUGAUCAGCCCCCCUAAACUUGUUGAAAUUCUCAUGGACAAGUUUCGAUGGGCUGCAGUUUUUGCUGGAAUCGUGGCAAGAGCUAUCACCCAUGAAGUCUUAACACCUGGAGUUGCAGGAAACUAUGAUGGAGCCCUACAAGUGCUGAGUGCUGAAUUCCAAGCACCCUCACACCUUGUUCCAACUCGGGAGGCCUACUUCGCUAGGUAUUGCAGGCGCCAUGAUAAUGGGUGUUGGGCAGUGGUGGAUGUUUCCUUGGAUAGUUUGUGCCCUUCCAUAUCCGUGAGCUGCAGAAGGAGGCCAUCUGGAUGCUUGAUUCACGGGAUGCCUAAUGGAUACUCAAAGAUUACUUGGGUGGAGCAUGUUGAUGCGGAUGAUAGAGGUGUUCACAACAUGUACAGGGCAUUUGUCAACUCUGGCCUUGCAUUUGGGGCAAAAUGUUGGAUUUCCAUUCUAGAUAGGCAAUGCGAGCGCCUGGCAAGUGUCAUGGCACCAAGUCUUCCUAAUACUGAUGCUAAAACCAUUGAAGGAAGGAAGAGCAUGCUGAACUUAGCUGAGAGGAUAGGGACAACCUUUUGUGGUGGCAUGAGUGAAUCCAAUGGUCACUCUUGGAGGACAAUUCUUGGAAGGGGAGAUGAUGAAGUUAGGAUUAUGAUUGGAAAGAUGUUAGCAGAUUUGGGCACCCCUUUGGGUGUUGUGCUUAAUGCUGCAAUUUCAUUCAGUCUUCCAGUUCAUCCCAAGAGAGUGUUCGAUUUCCUUCGUAGCCAGGACUCUCGAAGUCAGUGGGAUAUCCUCUCUCAUGGCGGAGAGCUUCAAGAAAUAGCAUUCGUUGCCAAUGGCCGUGAAACUGGCAAUCGACUGUCCUUGUUUCGAAUAAUUACUGCUGAUGGCACCAAUAGGUACGUGCUCAUACUUCAGGAGACUUGGAUCGGUCCUACGGGCUGCUUUGUUGUUUAUGCACCGGUUGAUGUUGUCAUGAUGAACGCGGUGCUAGAUGGCGUGGACUCGACCCUUGCAGAAAUUCUUCCGUCUGGAUUUGCUAUAGUUCCAGAUGGGCCUAAAGAAAUUGCAGGUAGGAAUGCUGAAACGGGUGAGUCUAAUUGUGGAUCUCUGGUAACAGCACAGUUUCAGAUCUUGGUUGAUUGUGAUCCAACUGCAAGAAUUCAUAUUGACUCAAUUGCUGCUAUCAAGACCCUAGUCAUUGGCACCGUGAAUAGGAUCAAGGAUGCAAUGGGAGCCUCGUCAACUGGAAGAGCUGCUUCAUCGAACACCCCCCCACACAUGUAACAAGUGGAUAAUAUGUUUAUGCUUCUUUCAAUUCUGGGACUUUAUGGUUUUGGAUAAUCUUGGACAUAACUAUGGUUUGCUUGUUUGUUACAUAUAUAUAUUAGCCAAGCUAUUGCUGUAUCUCCUUUCUUUUAACUUCAAAUUAAGUCCAUAUCUAUCUUGACCUCAUCUGAGCGUUCAGGAAAAAGAUAAAAGAGUUCUGAUGUAAAUAGCACCAAGAAUGUAGCAUGUAUAUAAUCCUUAUAUAUAUGCCUCAACAAAGGUUCAGACUGAAAGUUCAGUUUGUUAUCUGCU